This is a messenger RNA of Oryctolagus cuniculus (rabbit), 1504 nucleotides long. RefSeq names its product tubulin epsilon and delta complex 1 (gene TEDC1). Lineage: Eukaryota; Metazoa; Chordata; Mammalia; Lagomorpha; Leporidae. The record is from RefSeq and is a predicted model, not a curated record.
AGGCACCAGGUCCUGGCUGCAUGGGGAGGCGGCGGCGCCGGCUGGCCGGGGCGGCCGGGGUCGGGGCGGGAGCCCUGCCCGAGGCCAUCGCCGCGCUGAGUCAGUCGCUGCCCGCCGGACCCAGCCCCGAGGUCUUCCGCCGCGCCAAGUUCGACCGUCCGGAAGCCGCCUCCGCGCUCUGGCGGCUUCUUUUCCACGUGCUCUCGCCGCUCGGCGCGGUCGGUGCCUCGGCCUCACUCGGUCCAGAGGCGCGCGCUCGCUGGGUGAAGUCAGCACUCAGCUCCCAGGGCUAUCAGAGGCCGGCGCUGGCACGACUUCCUGAGGACGGCUCCCAGGGCAGCCGGGAGCUGCUGCUGGCCCUGUCCUGGCUCCUGGCCCGCGGACCCCUCCUCGAGCGGCUGCUGGCCCAAACUCGCGUGCGGCUGGGUGACGAGGUGCCUGCGCUGGAGUGUGAGUCCCUGGCCUGGCCUGGCCCGGCCGUGGAAGCAGAGGGCCCCGUGGACGUGCGCCGUGUGCAGUGGCUGCUGGGGAAGCUGCGGUUGCGGUGGCGAGGCCUGGCCUCCGGGCAGCGGGAGCACAGUGCCCUCCUGAGCAAGAUCCACAGGUAUACCCACGGCUGCCAUGGCAACCACAGCCUCGGCCACCUGUCUGUCACGGAAACAGAGGCGCUCAGAGACCCAGAGAACGGCCGGCAGCUGCUGCAGGCGCUGGAGAGGGAGAAUGCGCGCCUGGAGGCGGCCGUGCGGUGGCGGGCGUGCGAGCUGGUCUACUGGCAGUGGAUGGACACCGUCCUGGGCGCCUGCCCCCCGGAGGUCCCCGCUGCAGCCUCACAGCCCACGUCUCUGCCCAGGAUCCCUGAGCACAGGGCCGGCGAGUUGGAGCUGGUGGCACGGGAGCUGCAGGGCCUGCAGGAGGCGCUGCGGGAGGCAGCAGAGCCCAGGCGCGCGGCCUGGGAGGCCAGGGUUGGCGGCCAGGGCCAGGGGCCGCGGGGGAGCUUCUCUCGGCGGGCUGUGCAGGAGGCCGUGCAGCAGCAGCUUGCGGCCCUGCAGCGGUCCUGGGAGCAAGACCCUGGCCCUGCCCGGCCCCUUGGGCCCCACCGGCUGGUGAGAAGCAGAGACGGGACAGCAGCAGGUCAGGGCCUGCAGGCAGCAGAGGUCAUCGGGAUGCUGAGGAGCCAGGAGGCCUGCCUGGAAGCGGUGCUGCACCAACUCCAGGGCCAGUGUCGGCAGGAGCUGGCCAGGCUGGCAGGAGCCCUGCCUGCCCUUGUCUGGAUCCCACCGCCUGGACGCUGAGGGCCUGUAGUCCUGGCCGCCUCGUGUGGGCGUCAGGAGCAGAGACGGGGCAGCAGCUGUCCUGAGUGGCCAGCAGCACCCUGGAGGGCAUGGGCUGGGCUCCAGGAGUGGGUGGAGACUUGCCUGGGGUCUGAGCACUGAGGGUCUGUGGGAGGGACUUGGAAAUAAAUGGUGGGGGCCUCCCUGUGCAGGAGGCCCCGGCCCCUGCUGCC